AUGGGGACUCGAUGUGUGUAUAUUCUGUAUCUGCUAGUGAUGUGUCGGGUUCAGGCUGAGCUGUCAGAUAUUGAGAAGUAUGUACUAUCAAUCGCAGGUACUACACCAUCGACAACCCUAGUUCAGAAUAACGGCAAAACCUGUGCAAUAAAUCUAACUACAAACGGUGUUUGUAUGAAACGCGGUGAGUGCAACAUUGACGUGCCCAAAAUAGAUCCAGCUACGACUUUUAUUCUGCGGGAGAGCGAUGGGGACAAAAACAAUGAAGUGUCCGAAGAAUGCGGGUGGCUACAAGUAUGCUGCCCAUUGGAGAAAGUUGUCGCUGAAACUCAUACAGUGAAGUUCCAAAAACCCCUCGGUUGUGGAUACAGCAAUCCUGGCGCCAAUGUCUUUAGGGAGACGACGAAUUCCUACGGUUAUGCAGAUUUUGGGGAGUUCCCGUGGAUGAUUGCUUUGUUGCAGAAAAAAAAUAAAGGUCAAAACUUUAAUGAUGAAUACAUCGGUGGUGGCACUCUAAUUCAUCCCUCGGUUGUGAUAACGGCAGCGCACAAAGUCGAUACUGUCGACAAACCUGAUGAGUUGAAAUGUCGCGCUGGGGAAUGGGACACCACAACAGAGGACGAGGCAUAUAGACAUCAAGAGCGAGAAGUAAAUGAUAUCGUCAUUCAUUCGGAGUUUCUUAGAGCCCACACCCACAACGAUGUUGCUCUGCUGAUAUUGAAGUCACCAUUCGAGUUAAACGACGCCCCCCACAUAGCGGUGGCGUGCUUGGAGCUCAAACUGCCUCCACCAGGCACUAUUUGCUACAGCAUGGGCUGGGGCGACGAUUUUAUGAAUGGGAAUAAAUAUGCUAAUGUACUUAAGAAGAUUAAGUUACAGUUGGUGGCUGCAGAGAAAUGUCAGAAUCAAUAUCGUAACACUCGUCUGGGAAGAGGUUAUACUUUGCACCGGUCACUGACCUGUGCCGGGGGGGUCGCCGGGGUGGACACGUGCAUAGGGGACGGGGGAUCCCCCCUCGUGUGCCCUAUUGCUGCCAACAACAAAGUUCGGUUCUCUGUAGUGGGGAUGGUGGCGUACGGCCUGGAGUGCGGUACCGACAAUGUGCCCGGUGUCUAUGUUAAAAUCCCAGAAAUUUACGAUUGGGUCAUCACCGAAAUGACCUAUAAAGGCUUUAAUUCGAGUACUUUUAUGUAU
Messenger RNA from Brenthis ino (lesser marbled fritillary), 1194 nucleotides. NCBI's taxonomy places the organism in Eukaryota, Metazoa, Arthropoda, Insecta, Lepidoptera, Nymphalidae. The record is from the annotation of a GenBank genome assembly.